Messenger RNA from Macaca mulatta (Rhesus monkey), 3148 nucleotides. It is a transcript of the gene CRBN, whose product is annotated as cereblon. The record is from RefSeq and is a predicted model, not a curated record. Lineage: Eukaryota; Metazoa; Chordata; Mammalia; Primates; Cercopithecidae. Gene Ontology annotation, biological process: protein ubiquitination. Gene Ontology annotation, cellular component: Cul4A-RING E3 ubiquitin ligase complex.
CCGCCCUGUCCCAGCCUCCUUUGCGGGUAAACAGACAUGGCCGGCGAAGGAGAUCAGCAGGACGCUGCGCACAACAUGGGCAAUCACCUGCCUCUCUUGCCUGAGAGUGAGGAAGAAGAUGAAAUGGAAGUUGAAGACCAGGAUAGUAAAGAAGCCAAAAAACCAAACAUCAUAAAUUUUGACACCAGUCUGCCAACAUCACAUACAUACCUAGGCGCUGAUAUGGAAGAAUUUCAUGGCAGGACUUUGCACGAUGAUGACAGCUGUCAGGUGAUUCCAGUUCUGCCACAGGUGAUGAUGAUCCUGAUUCCCGGACAGACAUUGCCUCUUCAGCUUUUUCACCCUCAAGAAGUCAGUAUGGUGCGGAAUUUAAUUCAGAAAGAUAGAACUUUUGCUGUUCUUGCAUACAGCAAUAUACAGGAAAGGGAAGCACAGUUUGGAACAACAGCAGAGAUAUAUGCCUAUCGAGAAGAACAGGAUUUUGGAAUUGAGAUAGUGAAAGUGAAAGCAAUUGGAAGACAAAGGUUCAAAGUCCUUGAGCUAAGAACACAGUCAGAUGGAAUCCAGCAAGCUAAAGUGCAAAUUCUUCCCGAAUGUGUGUUGCCUUCAACCAUGUCUGCAGUUCAGUUAGAAUCCCUCAAUAAGUGCCAGAUAUUUCCUUCAAAACCUGUCUCAAGGGAAGACCAGUGUUCAUAUAAAUGGUGGCAGAAAUACCAGAAGAGAAAGUUUCAUUGUGCAAAUCUAACUUCAUGGCCUCGCUGGCUAUAUUCCUUAUAUGAUGCUGAAACCUUAAUGGACAGAAUCAAGAAACAGCUACGUGAAUGGGAUGAAAAUCUAAAAGAUGAUUCUCUUCCUUCAAAUCCAAUAGAUUUUUCUUACAGAGUAGCUGCUUGUCUUCCUAUUGAUGAUGUAUUGAGAAUUCAGCUCCUUAAAAUUGGCAGUGCUAUCCAACGACUUCGCUGUGAAUUAGACAUUAUGAAUAAAUGUACUUCCCUUUGCUGUAAACAAUGUCAAGAAACAGAAAUAACAACCAAAAAUGAAAUAUUCAGUUUAUCCUUAUGUGGGCCGAUGGCAGCUUAUGUGAAUCCUCAUGGAUAUGUGCAUGAGACACUUACUGUGUAUAAAGCUUGCAACUUGAAUCUGAUAGGCCGGCCUUCUACGGAACACAGCUGGUUUCCUGGGUAUGCCUGGACUGUUGCCCAGUGUAAGAUCUGUGCAAGCCAUAUUGGAUGGAAGUUUACGGCCACCAAAAAAGACAUGUCACCUCAAAAAUUUUGGGGCUUAACGCGAUCUGCUCUGUUGCCCACGAUCCCAGACACCGAAGAUGAAAUAAGUCCAGACAAAGUAAUACUUUGCUUGUAAACAGAUGUGGUAGAGAUAAAGUUAUCUAACAAAUUGGUUAUAUUCUAAAAUCAGAUCUGCUUUGGAAAUUAUUGCGUCUGAUACAUAUCUAAGUAAACACAACAUUACUUGGAGGGUUGCAGUUUCUAAGUAUACUUUUGGAGAGCAUGAACAGCAGUCUAGAAUACUAGAAACAUCUACUUGGGUAGCUUGGUACCAUUAUCCUGUGGAAUCUGAUAUGUCUGGCAGCAUAUCAUUGAUGGGACAUGAAGACAUGUUUGGAAAUGAGAUUAUUUCCUGCGUAAAAAAAAAUUCCUACAAUGUGAAACGAAUUAUUUGAUCCUGAUGUAUGGGACAGCAUAUCUGUACCAGUGCUCUAAGUGACAAAAGCUAGGGUGACAAGUACAUGUUCCUUUUUGAAAGAAGCAAGGCAAUGUAUAAUUCUAAAAGGGCUUUGUUCCUUUCCAUUUUCUUUAGCUUCUCUGAGAUACUGAUUUGUAAAUUUUGAAAAUUAGUUAAAAUAUGCAGUUUUUUGAGCCCACGAAUAGUUGUCAUUUCCUUUAUGUGCCUGUUAGUAAAAAAUAGUAUUGUGUAUUUGCUCAGUAUUUGAACUGUAAGCCCAUUUAUACUGUUCCAUACAAAAGCUAUUUUUCAAAAAUUAAUUUGAACCAAAACUACUAUUACAGGGAAAAUUUGCCAAAACAUGUCCCCUCACACAGGCUACACGUGAUACUGUAUUUUGUUCAAUGUAAAGAUUGAAGAAAAUCUGUAAGUAAACCUUAAAUGUGAAACUAAACAUGUUCUUUGUUCAAAUAAUAUAUCACUCAUAAUUUUAAAGUUCUAAAAAGACUGCUCUGCCACCUACCUCUUUGCUUAUAUUCAAUGGUUUAGUGGGUCCUUUCACAUUUGUGUAAUAACUUUGGUUUUAUUGAUACUCUUUUGCUACUUUAAAACUAAUCAGGUUAAAUGUUUACUCAAACUAGAGUAAUAUUAUGAGGCCAAAAGACAUGCCUUGAGUGGAGUGAAAUCAGUUGAGUAUCACAUUGCAUAUUUAUGUAAAUAGAGUAAAUGAAAAUUCAAGAAUGCUUCUAUUCAGGAUAUGCCCCUGCCUUAUUUUUUCUAAGCUCUACUUUACUACUUUUUCUUUUGAGACAGAGUCUUGCUCUGUUGCCCAGGCUGGAGUGCAGUGGCACGAUCUCAGCUCACUGCAACCUCUGCCUCCUGGGUUCAAGUGAUUCUCCUGCCUCAGCCUCCCGAGUAGCUGGGACUACAGGUGCCCACCACCACGCCUGGCUAAUUUUUUGUUUUUAGUAGAGACGGGGUUUCACCGUGAGAGCCAGGAUGGUCUCGAUCUCCUGACCUCGUGAUCCGCCCGCCUUGGCCUCCCAAAGUGCUGGCAUUACAGGCAUUGAGCCACCGCGCCUGGCCUACUACUUUUAAUAAUUGUGGGUUUAUAUGACUUCAUUGGUUGUUCAUAAUAGUUCUUACACUGCACUAAAACUGACUCUAAGUGGAUCCCAGGAAGUUCUUUUCAGCAGCAUUUGCAAUGAGUUACCUUUCCCCCUGAAAAGUUAGUUAUAAUUUCAGUAUGUCCCAUACUGCUUACUAGCAAAUAAAAUUUUCUGAUCUGUAAAAACACACAUAUAAUACUACUGAAAAUGGCUUUACACAUGACAAAACCAAACCUCUGAUAGCUAACUCUGCAUACUUUCUAUACAGAAAUGGUAUGUAUUAUAUGAUUUUGGGUCUAAAUCUGUAUUUUGGCACUACUUAAAUAUUUCAAAGUAUUAUUUUAUAAUGCAUUUAA